CGGCCGUGUGUUCAGUCGCUGUCGGUUUCUUGUAGGGUGUGUGUGAUUCCGUCUUCUCUUGAGUGUCAACGAACUACGAGUGUGGUGCGUUUUUGGUGCAAUAAUGGGGGCGCAAAAGUGCUUUUCCGUGGGACUUGUUCUAGCUUUCUCGGCUUUUUGCGUUCACUCGCAGUCCAUCGACGAGAAAAUCAAGCUAGAUACGGAUUUGUCUCAGUUUUACAACCAAUUGGAGCGCAGUAAGCUGGCCAAUGUGACCCUCCAAUACAAGCAAGCGACAAUCUUUGCCCCCAUAAACGAGGCCUUCCAAAGAAUGGAAGCUACGGAGGCAAACCCGGACGACCUAGUUCUCUACCACAUGACUUCAAUCCCGCGUAAGACCACCCAACUGGGCACCUCCUACACGUCCAUGAACUCCGAGCUGGAGGGAAAUCCCCCACUUUGGAUCACACACACAACGGGGAAUUACCACAACGAUAUCUACGUGAACAAUGCCCGACUCCUUGUCAGCCAUUCGGAUAUCAUGACGACGCAGAAGAAUGGCAACAUUCAGGUUGUACAUAAAAUUGACGAGGUCUUGGUUCCCACGAGAUCAGCCAAGAACGCACAACAUCGGGUUUACAACCCUACAGCGUACGAAUUUCUAGAGUACUACGAGUCCCUCAUCUUUCAUCCCCAUCGAUUGAGGUAUUUCCGGCAAAAAGUACAACAGCACAGCAAACAGGAUAUUUUUAAAACGGAGGGAGGGCACACGUUUUUCAUCCCCGUCGACGAGGGAUUUAAGAACAAGCGCGCCGAACUAAUCGACGGCAAAAUCAUCGACGGCCACGUCAUCCCCAAGCACGUCCUGUUCACCAGGCCUACAAAAAAAGACGUUCCCUUCCAAACCCUCGCCAACGGAGACAACAACGUUCGAGUUGUUAUUUCGUUCACGCAAGAAACGCGAGGCCCCAAUAACCAAGUCAUAAAUUACGUGAAGAGUCAUACUUUGUUGAGCGACGGCAAGCACUCCCAGGGGGUUGUUUUGUCUGAAAUAGUCAAAGCCAACAUCCCCGUCAAAAACGGGGUGGUUCACCUCAUCCAGAAGCCCUUGAUGGUGGUGGAUAACAACGUGCGGGAGCUUUUGGAGGAACAAGUGGAUUUUAUUUGCAACGUUGGCAAUAAAAUGGAAGAAGUAGACGCCGACUAUCUUCUAGAGAAAGACGGGGGCAUUCUUAGCAGCUUCGUGAAAGCCAUCAACGACGCCGAUUACCGGGAGUUUUACAACACGCUGGAGCGGUCUCAGGAUAUCACCCUGUUCGCGCCUUGCAACAACGCCUGGACGGACGACUUCACCCUCAACAGCAUCAUCAGCAACAAGAACCGAUUUAAGGACAUCCUGAUGAUGCACCUGGUGCCCGAUAAUCGGCUGUAUGUCGACAGGAUCCUCAGUAUUAGCCACGGCAGAGACAAGAGGGUGCACACUCGCGACCCCCGCAACGACCUCUACUUCAAUGUAGUAACAUCCGGCACCAACCGCACCGUCACCGUCGAAGGAGGCGGCGUUAACGCCACUGUAAUUCAACCAGACCUCGCAGCCACAAAUGGUAUCAUUCACGUAAUCGAUAGAGUGUUGGGAGUUCCUUAUACCACAGUCUACGACAAGUUACGAACGGAUUAUUCACUCAACUAUACGUUCCGUCUGGGUAAUCAAGGCGGCUUCAACAACCAACUCAGCGAUACCACCAAAAAGUUUACUUACUUCGUUCCCCGAAACCAGGCCUGGGACGAAGCCAGCGUGGACCACCCCUCAGCAAUCAAAAAACUCUUCAUGCCGGAAUUUCACUACCACGCCACUAACAUCCUCGAGCGCCACCUGGUGAUCUCCGACGAGCCCUACACCAUGGAACGCAUCAAACAACUAACACUGAAAUCCAACCAAAACAUGAACAACUACGAGCGAAGAACCGAAAUCCAACUCCCGACCAUACGCGGCGAACUUAAUCUAUACGUGGAGGAGUUGCAAGAUCACAACGAUCCAUUGGUCAAUAAAACUUUCAUAAUCCACUGGAAAGGCGAAAGAAUCCCCGUAUUCAAACCAAAUGUAGCAUGCACCAACGGAGUCAUCCACGUCAUCGACGCCCCCUUCCUGCAAGACGGCGACAUCCGAGUCAGCGGCGCCCCAUCUCUGCAUUUUGCGCCCCAUUUAAUAAUGAUUUUGGCCGCCAAAUGGUUAUUACUUUAAUGGCGUCCGCUUUUUUAGUCAUAGACUCGUGAGAACUUAAUACAAUGUAACGGUCGGUCUGUGAAGAUUUUCCAAAAAGUUUGUUUGAUUAUUUGGACCCAGUUUGCGUUCUUUCCAUUCUUUCAGGCGGGAUUCUUCACAGACGCCCUGAUAUAUCAAUAAACCACGUUUUUUGAAUAAUCCAUAAUCAAUUACUUGCACCAAUGCGACAUAAUUUCUAUCAUACCUUUUAGAUUGUAUUAUUUACGAUUUGUAAAUAAGUCAAUUUUUUAAUUUUGCAUUUGUAUAUAGGUAGGACCCAAAGUUAGACUACUUUAACUCGGAAAUUCUAAACCAAUUGGCCGCGAUCCCGAUGAAGCAUUUCAGAUUAUUUCCCCCAAAAAACUCUAAUCAAUGUUGACGAAAUCAAAAUAUUUAUUAAACAAACUAUGCCUUCUAAUCUGUUGAAUAAUUUUCUAAAAAUUGUUGACUGAAUUGAAUUUUCUCUAUAUCACGUUUCUAAAUGUAAAAAUGAAAUCAUUUCGUAGUGCCCUUAAACUUAUACAUUCCACUCCAACAAACUGUUGCUUCACUUUGGUUGAACCCAGCUGUAGGGGGCGCUCAAGUCGGCAGUCGGUACCUGUAAUCCAGCAGCGCAUAUCCUGUGUUUGCGCCCCCUUCCGGGCGUAUGAUUGGACGAAUUGCUUAUUUAAAAUGUUGUAAAUACGUGUGGAUGUGUAUAAAUGUUCAUAUUUUUGACAGUAAAUGUUUAUAAAUGUUAGAUAAGGAAAAGUUAUAGGUAGGUUUUGCUUUCCGUAGUCUAUUAUAGGUCUUUGGGCACUGAAAUGCUUCACAUUUAAUGAAAAUCUGACCUCGAGGGUCGAAGCACAAGUUUUUAAAACCCUCGGUGUGAGAUUUUGUUAGCGAACGAAACCAAAGAAAUAGCCCAUUCUGACUGAAAUGUUUUUAAAAACUAAUUAAUCAAUGUCAAAUAUAAGUGUAUAAGAACUGACCGUACCAUAUAAUAGAUGUUUAAAGCUUAACUAUGUUAGGGAACUUUCGAACGUUUAGACUAUAAAUGUGUGUGUAAGAAAAUAAUUGCACUGCCAAUGUGAACCUAAAUUUUACGUAGUCGAGCUGUUUUCUUUCACUUGACCCUCUUCGUUUCAACUUGUUUUAGCUAGGAUUGUAUAUAAUAUUUUCUUUCCAAUAAAGCGUUCAGUGCUCUUA
Tribolium castaneum (red flour beetle) is the source of this 3430-nucleotide messenger RNA. RefSeq names its product Fasciclin 1 (gene Fas1). The record is from RefSeq and is a predicted model, not a curated record. NCBI's taxonomy places the organism in Eukaryota, Metazoa, Arthropoda, Insecta, Coleoptera, Tenebrionidae. The transcript is spliced from 14 exons. The coding region runs from base 104 to 2221 and encodes 705 amino acids.